AUGGGAGAGGAGUCUAUGCGCACGGAACAGCUAGGGCUGGGCGGCGAACGUGAGGAGCCGGGUUCUGUCUUUGGGAGGGCGGAUCUGGCACCGGAGGGCGCGGCCGAUGGGCAAGCUACAGAUUGCAAAAAGGACUAUGUGGAGCCUGCGCACGCAUCGCUGCACGGUCCAGAGCGUUUGCAUCUCUCCAAGGAGGGCGUGGAGAGCCAGGCAGAGCAGCGACUCGAUGGCCCCAUCAGACCCAGGAGGUCUACAGCAGGAGAGGCAGAAAGGGGCCUUGGUCAGAACAGGGGUGCAAACGAUGGGAGCCUCAACGAGGUGACAGAGGAGCCAGAGGCAUCUGCCUGCGAGUCAGGGGAGUCGCCACGGCUGUAUGGGGGGAAGCGCAAGUCGCCAGAGCCGGAUAGCUCUGCAGUCCCUGAGGACUCAGCAAAGGUGCGGCUGCAGCGGCGACUCAUCAAGAAUCGGCGCACUGCCGCAGCUUCGAGGGAGCGUAAGCAGCAGGAACUGCUCACGCUGACAACCAAAGUGCAAGGGCUGGAGGCGGACAACACAGGUCUCAGGCAGGCGCUGUGGCAGCGCGACGCGGAGGUCCGCGUCCUGCGCGCGCAAGUGCAUUCCAUGCUCCGGCCGCCGCAGCCGCCACUGCUGCCGCAGCCGCAGCCGCCGGGUCACGGCGGCUACACAGGCAGCACGGUGCUGCGGCCGGGCUUCCCGGCCUGGCCACCGCCGUCGGCGCCGAUGCCGUUCGGGCAGCCGCCGGCCGGGCCCGGGCAGGCCCCCCGGGACGAUGCGGGGGGACCCCGACAGGGGGAACCCUCGGGCGGCCCAUGGCUACCCGAAGGGCAGCCGCUGGCUCCCGGGCCGCUUGCCGGCUCCGGCGGCUUCGCCGCACCGUGGCCGUCCUUGCUGCCGGACGGUUGGCCGCGCAACGAAAGCCUCGGGAGCUCCAUGUUGCCGGGUGCCGCCGCGACUGAAGGCCCGCUAGCACUGGGCCUGCAGAGUCUGUCGGCCUCUGGGCUGUCUUCCCAGGGCCAGUUUGGCGUCAUCCGCGGCCUGGACGGGCAGUACCUGCGCCUGGCUUCCUUCUCGUCGCAGUCCGGCCCCCGGCUGCCCCCCAUCGCGAAUCUACCCUGGGCGGACAAUCAGCAGCUUCAGGCGCGGUCCUCCUCCUGCUCCGCGCUGCCGGGGGGCCCGGCGGUGGCGCCGGCGGGGGGAGCACCGGAGGGGCAGCCGCUGCUGAGGUGGCGCUCGGGCUCGUACCCGCCAGAUCAGCAGCUGCACCUGCCGGCACAUGCCCACGUGCGGCAGCUGGUCAGCCUGGGAUCCUCUGCACCCCGCAACCUGCCUCCACUGCCGCAUGAUGUGCAUGGUUUAGACCCGCUUGAUUUUGAAGGGCUGCCGCUUUGGGCGGAUCUGGAAUGA
Coccomyxa subellipsoidea C-169 is the source of this 1425-nucleotide messenger RNA. RefSeq lists its product as hypothetical. Gene Ontology annotation, molecular function: DNA-binding transcription factor activity. Bases 1 to 1425 code for a protein of 474 amino acids. The record is from RefSeq and is a predicted model, not a curated record. The transcript is spliced from 5 exons. Gene Ontology annotation, biological process: regulation of DNA-templated transcription. Lineage: Eukaryota; Viridiplantae; Chlorophyta; Trebouxiophyceae; Coccomyxaceae.